AUGGCUACGCCAGCUGCAUUACCGCCGCUGCCCUUCAACCCGUCGCGGGUUCGAUCAUAUCUGAUGCGGUUACCCUUGUUCACUCGGCUGGUACUGCUGGUUAUCGUUGCUUUCUGGCUGUUAGAAUUGCAAACUCUUUGGAGCGUGGUGCAAUGGGGCUCCCUCACUCCCGAUGAGAUCAACCUUGGGUCCAUGUAUCGCCUCAACACCUAUCCGAUCAUCCACACUGGAUUUUUCCAUGCCCUUAUUAAUACAUUGGCAUUGACGCCGCUUCUGGAACGGUUCGAGGCUGAGCAUGGUACUCUGACUGCCGUUGCCUUGUUUGUUGGACCGCUUUCAACUUUCCCUGCCGGUCUUUAUCUCCUGAUCGAGAAAGGUAUCCUCCAUUGGAACACACCAGUCAUCGGAGCAAGUGUCUGGGUUUUCUUACUUCUGGGCUCGGAGGCCAUCCGAACUUAUAAGUCAAACCCUCACUUCAGUCUGGGUCCGUAUAAAAUCCCUACCUGGACCUCUCCAUUGCUUGCCUGCGCUGUGCUAUCCAUCCUGGUGUCCAAUGUCAGCUUCCUGGGCCACCUAUGUGCUAUCGCCGUGGGCUAUCUAUUUGGCCUCGGGUAUCUCAAGGUCUUUGUUCCACCAGAGAAGGUCCUUCGGUGGAUCGAGGGCAAGCUCAAUCUUUUGGGCCGUCUGCCUCAUUAUGUGUCCGUCGACCAGAAAACCUUCGGGCGCUACGGGCUCUUGCCCACCUCUGCUGGCGCAGCAGCAGGCAACGGGAAUCAGGUUCCCAUGAACUACCUCGGGACCUCUCAGCGACUUGGGGGCGCCGCAUAG
Molecule: messenger RNA, 828 nt
Organism: Penicillium chermesinum
Lineage: Eukaryota; Fungi; Ascomycota; Eurotiomycetes; Eurotiales; Aspergillaceae
Gene: rbd2
Product: rhomboid protease family protein RBD2
Exons: 6
Coding region: 1-828 (275 amino acids)
Cellular component (GO): membrane
Molecular function (GO): serine-type endopeptidase activity
Source: RefSeq, a predicted model, not a curated record